AUGGUAGUGUUGUUCAAUGCUGCCGUUGCCACCAUUAAGACUAAAAGAACCGUCCAAUUUGUUGAUUGGUGCCCUACUGGUUUCAAGUGUGGUAUUAACUACCAGCCGCCCACAGUGGUGCCUGGCGGAGACCUAGCCAAGGUUCAGCGUGAUGUGUGCAUGAUCAGCAACAACACUGCCGUUGCCGAAGUAUUCUCAAGAAUUGACCACAAGUUUGAUCUCAUGUACGCCAAGCGAGCAUUUGUUCACUGGUACGCUGGUGAAGGAAUGGAAGAAGGGGAGUUCUCAGAAGCACGAGAGGACUUGGCUGCACUCGAGAAGGAUUACGAGGAGGUUGGCGCAGAAGGUGCAGAUGAAGACGGGGAAGAUCCUGAAGAUACUAAGUGAUCUUGUUUCCUUAAUGGGAUUUGCUUUUUGUUCAUCUGCUUCGGGGAAUCAUUGUAUCUGCUUGAAGCUUUGCCAUCUUUUUGUGUUGGAAAUUUGGAAUGUUUAAGACCGUAAACCUGAACUGUUUCAGCUA
This is a messenger RNA of Zingiber officinale, 520 nucleotides long. Its product is annotated as tubulin alpha-3 chain-like. Gene Ontology annotation, biological process: mitotic cell cycle; microtubule cytoskeleton organization. Lineage: Eukaryota; Viridiplantae; Streptophyta; Magnoliopsida; Zingiberales; Zingiberaceae. Gene Ontology annotation, molecular function: structural constituent of cytoskeleton; GTP binding. Gene Ontology annotation, cellular component: microtubule; cytoplasm. The transcript is spliced from 2 exons. The coding region runs from base 1 to 387 and encodes 128 amino acids. The record is from RefSeq and is a predicted model, not a curated record.